Messenger RNA from Parastagonospora nodorum SN15, 1071 nucleotides. RefSeq lists its product as hypothetical. The record is from RefSeq and is a predicted model, not a curated record. The coding region runs from base 1 to 1071 and encodes 356 amino acids. Gene Ontology annotation, biological process: polyketide biosynthetic process. The transcript is spliced from 3 exons. Gene Ontology annotation, molecular function: acyltransferase activity, transferring groups other than amino-acyl groups. NCBI's taxonomy places the organism in Eukaryota, Fungi, Ascomycota, Dothideomycetes, Pleosporales, Phaeosphaeriaceae.
AUGCCUUCAGAAAACAGUAGUGGACACGCUGAGCCAUCACUCUGGAUCGCAGGUUUGGGGUCUCAAUAUCCACCUUUCAUCGCCGGACCUGAGAAGUUCGACAGCUUUGCGAAGAGUAUCUAUGGCACUAGCAAUGCAGGAAUCAACCAACUUCUCAAAAUCAACAAGGCUACUGGAAUUGCGACUCGCGCUUCAAUCAACUCCUACGAGAGUGGAUUUGGUAGAUCAGAGAUGCCUCCAACGAUUACUGAAAUUGGGCAAAUGUGGCGGAACGGUGGGGUCAACCUGGCUGUCCAAGCAUGCAAGAAGGCACUCAAGGAAUGGGGAGGGGAGUACAGCGAUGUCACACAUACCAUUGCUGUGACUUGCACAGAUGUAACAACUCCCGGGUAUGAUCUGCACGUUGCAAACAAGCUUGGACUGAAGAACGACGUCAAGAGAAUGCUCCUCGCUGGGAUUGGUUGUGCAGGUGGUAUGACCACCAUGCGAGUUGCAGCCGAGAUUGCUUCUGGAGCCACUGCUUGCAAGCGGCCAGCACGCAUUUUGUGCUUCGCGUGUGAAGUGUGUACUCUGAAUGCUCGAUGCAACCUUGACGAAACAUCAAAGACCGAUCCAGCCGAUGUUAGUGUUGCUGGAGCUCUCUUUUCCGAUGGUGCAUCGGCUUUCGUUCUCUGCAAUGAUCUUGUCUUGACAGGCGAUGUUGUGUCAUAUACCAAUGACGCAAUGAAGCCAAUGUUUGAGCGCCUACACCCACUUGCCGAGCAGAAAGAAGGCCAUAAGAUUGCGCAGGCUGAUUUUGACUGGGCUCUGCAUCCUGAAGGCUCGACCAUUAUCAGUGGUGUGCAGCAGUCAUUGGGCCUCUCCAGUGACCAAUUGCGAGCCACCAAGGAGAUUUACAAAACAAGAGGGAAUGCAUCAAGUCCCACCACGGUCAUUGUACUUGACAAGCUGAGAAACAUGGGGGAAGGGAAGGAUUAUGUUGUUGCAGCAGCCGUUGGGCCGGGUCUCAACAUCGAGAUGUCGAUCUUGAGACGUUGUCGCCGGGAGGAUUCUGAUGACGAGUUUGCUUAG